Lodderomyces pseudojiufengensis is the source of this 582-nucleotide messenger RNA. RefSeq lists its product as uncharacterized. The transcript is spliced from 2 exons. The coding region runs from base 1 to 582 and encodes 193 amino acids. The record is from RefSeq and is a predicted model, not a curated record. NCBI's taxonomy places the organism in Eukaryota, Fungi, Ascomycota, Pichiomycetes, Serinales, Debaryomycetaceae.
AUGGUUUUUAAAUCAAUUGAGUCGCUGAUUAUCAGUUCCGUAGGUAUUAAACAAAUAUCGAAGAUCGUUGAUCCUUUAAAAGCACCCGUUAAUACCAAACUAGUCUAUUCAGGGUCAAUAUUUGAUUCAAGAUGGGAGAAAAUUAGGGACAUUAUCAAGCAAAAUACUGAUGACACACCAGAGAGUACGGUCGAAGAUUUAGAACCUGAAAUUCCGUAUUAUCGAGUUAAUAAAUUUAAAACAAUUAAAGAAUUACGUCUUGAAGUUACACAAGCCUCCAGUUCAGAUCACGAGAAUUUAGAGGAAUCAUCCGAUAGUCUUAGUAGUGAGUUGGUUUUGAAUUCCAGUGAGCCAGUUGUUACAAAUUUGUUUACCAUUAAUACAGAAGAAAUCGGUCGCCGGUAUCAAAAAAUUAAACUUGAACGUGAACCACAUGACAUUAAUUCCUAUGUUGCAUUACAUUCAUAUUACAUCGAGUCACUUAAUAUUCAAUUUUUGCCAGCCCCAAACAACUAUAUCUUGACAGGUGCUUGUUCACUCAUCGAUCCCAGAUUUUUACAUAUAUCCAACAUGCUAAGCUGA